This is a messenger RNA of Conger conger (European conger), 2620 nucleotides long. Its product is annotated as zinc finger protein 696-like. The record is from RefSeq and is a predicted model, not a curated record. The transcript is spliced from 4 exons. Gene Ontology annotation, cellular component: nucleus. Gene Ontology annotation, biological process: regulation of transcription by RNA polymerase II. Gene Ontology annotation, molecular function: RNA polymerase II cis-regulatory region sequence-specific DNA binding; DNA-binding transcription factor activity, RNA polymerase II-specific. Bases 200 to 1606 code for a protein of 468 amino acids. NCBI's taxonomy places the organism in Eukaryota, Metazoa, Chordata, Actinopteri, Anguilliformes, Congridae.
CAUCGGUCCGCAGGAACCGGCAAAGAGUUCCUCCGGGAACUUUUGAUUGUUACACCAGAACAUGAGAAAAUAUCGCAUACCUGAGUGAGGAGCAAAGGCAGAGGCCCAACGCUUUUUUUCCCUUUUAGCUCGGUAACGUGUUUACGUACAGUAUUGAACUCUUCUAUUGAAAUGUGAAACAACCAGUUGGGAAUCCACAAUGUCGGAUUGUGUAAAUUUGCACACGCAGUUGGCCUACAUAUUAGAUGCUCUGGCAAAUAAGGCUUUGGAGGAAAUCUGCAAAGUCGUAGACGAUGGAUAUGCCGUUUUACGUUUUGAGGUGUCGCGACACCAGAAUGAAAACGAAAUCCUUAAGAGGAAAUUGCAGAUGAUGGCGCUUAAAUCUGCGCGAUGCUCGGUGGAAAGAGCAGAGACGCACACGAGCCCUGAUGUAGUAGAGGUUUGCCAUACGUUCACUGGACCAACAGCUGAUGAGUGCGGUUUUGCGGCUGCAGAGAGUGCGUUUUGUCAACAGGCCGACGUCAGCCCCGGGAGAAACGGUGAAACAACGGCAAUAGAUGAUGAAGAUGAUGCUCAAGCGCAGGACAUCGUUACAAAGGAAGAGGAGGGACGGCUGGACUUAUUCAUUAUCAAGGAGGAGAGACCUGAAGAGGACCGGGGCAGCACCGAGCCGCACGGAGUGGAGGCGAUCCGGAGAGAGAGAGGUGCGGAGUGGAGGGCAGGCAGCAGGGAAAAGCGUCCCGUUCAGGAAACGCAGAAUAAAGCAGCGAAUCACACAGAGGAGCUCACUGAGCAGCACAGGACCAGACGUGGUGUUUGGGAGGUCAGUGGACUGGAACCUGCUCUCAAAGCAGAGGGACAGAGCGAGUGUGUGGAGACGCUCCAACACAGAGGAGCUGAACACAGGGCAGGAGGACUCAACAGUCUGGACUCUGAGUUUGUCAUGUUUGAAAGACCAGGCCAACUGGGGUCUUACUGUACACAAGGGGGCGCUGUCGCAGAGACGGAGGAUCCGUGCUGCUCUUACUCCACAGAAACGGCAGCACAGAGCCUGUUGGUUUCAUUCUCUGAAGGGCAGGAAACGAGUGGAUGUGAAAUGAACUUUGUGGGAAAGAAACCAAUAAUUUGCAAGUAUUGCGGGAGGGUAUUCGCCCGCAGAAACGCCCUGGAAAUACACCAGAGAGUCCACACCGGAGAAAAGCCCUUCAGCUGUCUGCAGUGCGGGAAGCAGUUUGCCCACUCUGGCAACCUGAAGGUGCACCAGAGCGUUCACACGGGCGAGCGGCGCUUCAGGUGCUCGCUGUGCGGGAAGCGCUUCAUCUCCUCCAGCCACCUGAAGAGGCACCGGAGCGUUCACACGCGGGACCGGCCCUUCGCCUGCGCGCAGUGCGGGAAGCGCUUCUCCGAUUCCGGCAGCCGCAAGCGGCACCAGAGCGUUCACGCCGGGCUGACCGCGUUCGUGUGCGCGCAGUGCGGGAAGAGGUUCGCGUCCUCGGGCCACCUCAAGCGGCACCGACUGCAGAUGCACGCAUCGAACGGUGUCUCGGACUCCCGGAGCGCCGCUAAAGAGGGUCCGUGGCAACAGGAUCGGCACGUGCUUCUUUAACCUCGUCAGACAUGCAGGAGGAGGACAGGAGUGAAAUAACCUGAGGUUACUCACAGCUGAACUAUGUCAGUUACUCAUGCACUUAGUCUAAAAACAUAUUCAGGUUAAUACCAGGCCUUACAACGCUGGUUAAUGGGAGCGAUGCAAGUGCUGAGAAAUCAUGCUUGUCCUUUGUGUUAUACACAGUGGUAUAAUUUCUGCUGUUUUGGCUCUGUACUGUUUGGAACAUGACUGAGAAGAAACGGAGCACUGGUGAGCUCAGUAAUUGCAAAGUGGUUGGUAGGCCAAGGAAGUUGAUGACCAAAGUAAUUCUUGCCAUAUUGCAGAGCGCAAAACCAAACACCUGUGUGACAGAAACUCUUCAGGGGGCAGUGACUAUUGUACAGAAUAUUGUAUAACGGAAGACUUCUCAAACAUAUCUACAGAGGCUACACUGCAAGGUGGAAACCACCAUUUACUGUAGCUGCGAAAAACAGGAUGGCUAGGUUACGGUUUGCUUUGUAGUACCUAAAAGAGCCUGCAGAGUUCUAGAAAAAGGUUGUGUGGACUGAUGAGGCUGAAAGGAACUGCCCAAGAGCCAAAGCACCGCCCUGUCAUUUGUGUACAUGGUGGUGGGGGUGUUAUAUUUUGGGCAUGCAGGGCUGCCACGGCUGCUGGCUCAUUGAUGUAACCGCUGACAGCAGCCGCAGUAAAUGACAGCCAUGCAGGUCGUCUGGCCACCAGGACUCGGAUCAGACUUUCAAACUCGGCAUUGGAGAUCAAAUAUGAAUCAAGAUUCAGCAACUGCUUUGCUUAUUUCUGUACAUUUCAUUACAUUAAAGGCAUUUAGCAGACGCUCUUAUCCAGAGGUAUUUCCCCAGGUAUUAUCCCCAGGUAUUUCUCACCUCAAAUGUUUUCAGAAACGUAUUUUAGUGGACUGAGAGAGAGAAAACGGUCUACCAUAUUAUUAUGUUUUCCCAAAAAGAAUGAACCCACAGUCUACUGAAUCAGGUAAGUUGUCCCUUAAAAAGUUAA